This is a messenger RNA of Poecilia reticulata (guppy), 1464 nucleotides long. It is a transcript of the gene fen1, whose product is annotated as flap structure-specific endonuclease 1. NCBI's taxonomy places the organism in Eukaryota, Metazoa, Chordata, Actinopteri, Cyprinodontiformes, Poeciliidae. The record is from RefSeq and is a predicted model, not a curated record. Gene Ontology annotation, cellular component: nucleus. Gene Ontology annotation, molecular function: magnesium ion binding; 5'-flap endonuclease activity; manganese ion binding.
CUCGACAUUUUGACUAGUAAUGCCUCCUAAUUCAUUUCCCGCGAAACUAUCACAGUUUCUGGCGCUCGAGACGUUGUAGCAACUGGGUAAACUAGGCUAACAGAUAACAUCUCACAAUGGGAAUUCACGGACUGGCCAAGCUAAUAGCUGAUCAUGCCCCCGGUGCCAUCAAAGAACAGGACAUCAAAAGCUACUUCGGCAGGAAAAUUGCUAUCGAUGCCUCCAUGUGCAUCUACCAGUUCCUGAUUGCUGUCCGACAGGAUGGGAACGUUCUGCAGAGUGAAGACGGAGAGACUACAAGCCACUUGAUGGGAAUGUUCUACCGCACAAUCCGCAUGUUGGAGAACGGGAUCAAGCCGGUGUAUGUGUUUGAUGGGAAACCUCCACAGCUCAAGUCAGCUGAGCUGGAGAAGAGAGGGGAGAGGAGAGCAGAAGCUGAGAAAAUGCUUGCCAAAGCUCAGGAAUUGGGUGAACAAGAAAAUAUCGACAAGUUCUCCAAGCGACUCGUGAAAGUCACCAAGCAGCAUAACGAUGAUUGCAAGAAGCUACUGGCCUUGAUGGGAGUGCCUUAUAUCGAGGCUCCGUGUGAGGCUGAAGCCAGCUGUGCUGCUCUGGUUAAAGAAGGGAAGGUCUUUGCUACAGCAACGGAGGAUAUGGACGGACUGACCUUUGGGACGAAUGUCCUGCUAAGACAUCUCACUGCCAGUGAAGCAAAAAAACUUCCUGUUCAGGAAUUUCACUUUAAUCGCAUCCUGCAGGACAUCGGUCUGACCAGUGAGCAGUUCGUAGACCUUUGUAUUCUGUUGGGUUGUGACUACUGCGGCACCAUCAAGGGAAUCGGUCCCAAGCGAGCCAUCGACCUGAUGCGGCAGCACGGCUCCAUCGAGGAAAUCCUGGAGAACAUUGAUACAAAUAAGCAUCCGGCCCCAGAGGACUGGCUGUACAAAGAAGCGAGGAAUUUGUUUUUGAAGCCAGAGGUGGUGGAUUCUUCCACAGUGGACCUGAAGUGGAAGGAGCCUGAUGAGGAGGCUCUGAUCCAAUUCAUGUGCAGUGAGAAACAGUUCAGUGAGGACAGGAUCCGUAACGGCUGUAAAAAGAUAAUGAAGAGCAGACAAGGAAGCACACAGGGAAGACUGGACUCUUUCUUUUCCGUCACUGGUUCACUUUCCUCAAAAAGGAAGGAACCGGAGACCAAAGGAUCUGCAAAGAAAAAACAGAAAACUGGAGCAACUCCAGGCAAAUUUAAGAAGGGCAAAUAGACUGAACUCUGAUCACUGUUGAUGUUACUGUUAUGUAUACAACGUAUUAAAUAAGAACUAUAACUUCAAAAUGCUGCACAGAAGGAGCUAUAGUUAAAUCAUUAUUUCAUUUCAAUAUUUCUUGUUUAUGACCAACCACAAUCCAAGCUGGCUGUAUUUUAAGGUGCUGAAUGCUUGAAAUAAAAAAUCUUAUUUUGUAGUGAAA